UCAUAGAGAACACUGGGUCAAAAUUACGGGUUACGGUGCGGGAUUUGCCGUAACCCUUGUCCCUAAUAAUCAUUCUUCCAAUUUUCAUAAUUCUCAUCAAAAUAAUGUUUUUAAACUUCCUCCUCCUAUAGUACAACCUUUUUCUCAACAUAUGUUGCUUCCUAAUCAUUCUUCUCAACCACCACCGCCACAACAACAGGAUGGUUCACAACCUCCUCCUCAUCAACAACAAUCUAGAUAUGAACGUAUUUUACCAAAGCAAUUGGUAAAAAGUAAAAGUAACAAGGAAGAUAAAGAAAAAUAUAAGGGUAACAAGGAAGAAAAAAGUAAAAAUAAAUAUAACAAGGAAAAAUGUGAUAAGGAAAAAGAUGACCCUUUGAAGACUUCUCCAUCAUCAUCAUCACCACCUCCACCACAAACCACACAAACAACAACAAAAAUAACGAAAAUAACAAAAUAG
This is a messenger RNA of Diversispora eburnea, 460 nucleotides long. The record is from the annotation of a GenBank genome assembly. NCBI's taxonomy places the organism in Eukaryota, Fungi, Glomeromycota, Glomeromycetes, Diversisporales, Diversisporaceae.